UGGAUGGGAAUUUUUGCAACUGCCCAUGUUGGUAUUUUGCUCUGUUUGCCUCCACCCAACAUCUUCCAAUCUCAUCUCUUAAAUCAAAAAAUUUCCCCAAGCCCACACCACAUGCUCUUAACCCCAUCCCCCUUUUCAAAAAUCCCAACUUUACCCCAAAUGCCAUCACUUUCCUUCCCCUUCUCCCAUGCCCAUUUCUGUCAUUUCACUAUGGAAAUAUUUCUCAUUAUACUAUACUACUCUUUGAUCAUUUUGAGAGGCUGCAACCAUUUUGAUAUAUAUUGAUGGUUAUUACAAAACACAAGUAAAUGAAGAUUUAUCAUUUGUUUUGUGUUGUUUUAUGAUUAUGAAUUUUAUGUUUCUUCAAUCUCUCCCAUGGCUGAUACUGAACCAGAAAAAGCUCCUUCUCUUAACAUGUCUUCUAAGAAAGAACUUCUUUCCACUGCCAUGAAAAGAACAAGUGAAUGGAUCUUUUCCCAAGAAAUUCCAAGCGAUGUCACAGUUCAUGUUGGAGAAGCAUCUUUCUCCUUACAUAAGUUCCCACUUGUUUCAAAAUGUGGACACAUAAGAAAACUAGUAUCAGAAUCAACUGAUGCUGAUCUUGCAACUGUUGAGCUCCCAAAUUGUCCCGGCGGGGCAGAGGCAUUUGAGUUAGCUGCCAUGUUUUGUUACGGGAUAAACUUCGAGAUCGGCACCGAGAACAUUGCGAUGCUCCGUUGUGCGGCAGAGUAUCUCGAGAUGACGGAGGAAUACGCAGUCGGAAACCUUGUGGGGAGAACUGAGGCUUAUAUAAAUGAAGUUGCACUCAAAAGCCUUGCAGGGGCAGUAUCUGUUUUGCACAUGUCUCAAAGCCUUCUUCCAACAGCUGAGAAGGUUAAAUUAGUGAGUCGUUGCAUUGAUGCUAUUGCAUUUGUUGCUUGUAAAGACAGCCAUUUUAGUAUGCUGGGAAGAGCUUCUGAUCAUAUUGGUCAUCAUAAUAAAGGGUUGCCUUCUAAGCCUAUUGUUGAUUGGUGGGCUGAGGAUUUAACUGUUCUAAGAAUUGAUAUCUUUCAGAGAGUUCUUGUUGCAAUGAUGUCAAGAGGCUACAAACAUUACUCUCUCGGUCCGGUUCUAAUGCUCUAUGCACAGAAAUCGCUUCGUGGCUUGGAGGUGUUUGGGAAGGGGAGGAAGAAAAUUGAGCCACAACAAGAGCAUGAGAAGAGAGUAGUAUUGGAAACAAUUGUGAGUCUUUUGCCGAGGGAGAAGAACGCAUUGUCGGUUAGCUUUCUUUCGAUGCUUCUCCGUGCAGCGAUUUAUCUCGAGACAACCGUUGCUUGUCGGUUAGAUUUGGAGAAGAGAUUGGCUGCACAAUUAGGACAGGCUGUUUUGGAUGAUCUUUUGAUUCCUUCAUAUGCCUUCACUGGAGAUACAUUGUUUGACGUUGACACCGUGCAGCGGAUCAUGGUGAAUUAUCUUGAAUUAGAAGUCGAUGGGAAUCAAUUCGGAUACACUGUCAAUGAAGAACAUGUUUCAUCGUCCUCAUCAGGCGACUUUGAAAGAGUGGGAAAAUUAAUGGAGAAUUAUCUAGCUGAAAUUGCCUCGGACCGCAAUGUAUCUGUCUCGAAAUUCAUUAAUCUUGCUGAACUAAUUCCUGAACAAUCAAGAGCUACAGAAGAUGGAAUGUAUAGGGCCAUAGACAUCUACUUGAAGGCUCAUCCAUCAUUGAGUGAUAUGGAAAGGAAGAAAGUGUGCAGUUUAAUGGACUGCCAGAAGCUAUCAAGAGAAGCCUGUGCACACGCCGCACAGAACGAUCGGCUUCCAGUUCAAACGGUGGUGCAGGUGCUAUAUUACGAGCAGCAACGGCUCCGGGACGUCAUGAAUGGCAGUCCCACCGGAGUCGAGGUGCCUACUGUUCCUGCUAAAUUAAGCAUAUACUCAGCUGAAACAGCAGCAGCAGCUGCACACCCAGUUUCAGAUGAGCUCUCAAUUUUGAGAAGAGAGAAUCAAGAUCUAAAGUUAGAGCUUGUGAAAAUGAAAAUGAAAAUGAGAGAGUUUGAGAAACCAUCCAUAAGCAGUCCACAAACAAACACUCGUCUGCAGCCUACUACUACUGCUGAGAAGCCUCCACUGCCCAAGAAAUCAUUCAUAAACUCAGUGUCAAAGAGGCUUGGUAGGCUCUAUCCCUUUGUCCGUGCCGAUGGAGUCACGUCGAAAGGCCGAGUAAGACCGGCCAAGGAUCGGCGACAUUCGAUAUCCUAAGGCAGCCUUGGAUGUAUACAGCAUUUUGAAGAGUCUGGUUUUCUUUUGUUUAUUUGUUUUGCUUCCAAGGAUUUGCAAACUUUCAAAAACCUCUGCCAUCUUGUUCUUUUGUAAUCUAUCUUAUGUUGUAAAUAAUAUUGACAUUUCUCAGUGUUUGUAAUAAGUUUUAGCGUUGAGAAACAGAACAAAAGAAAUCUUACUUUCUUCAUUGGCAGAGAUAUAAAAAAGCAAACCAAUCCAAUUGGGAGAUUUGGGAAUGCCUUCAA
Molecule: messenger RNA, 2504 nt
Organism: Cucumis melo (muskmelon)
Lineage: Eukaryota; Viridiplantae; Streptophyta; Magnoliopsida; Cucurbitales; Cucurbitaceae
Product: BTB/POZ domain-containing protein SR1IP1
Exons: 5
Coding region: 376-2238 (620 amino acids)
Molecular function (GO): protein binding
Source: RefSeq, a predicted model, not a curated record